This is a messenger RNA of Cucurbita pepo subsp. pepo (vegetable marrow), 2218 nucleotides long. Its product is annotated as protein NARROW LEAF 1. The record is from RefSeq and is a predicted model, not a curated record. NCBI's taxonomy places the organism in Eukaryota, Viridiplantae, Streptophyta, Magnoliopsida, Cucurbitales, Cucurbitaceae.
UCCACCAAACUUGAAUUAUGAAUCCAAGAAAUUAUUUCCUCUCUCCAUCCUCCACUCCAUUCAAGCCUAAGCCUUCCUUCCAUCAUCAUACAUUUCUCCAAUAUAAGAAUCUUAAUACUAUUCAUCCACGACCCACAUACAUGGAAAAGCAAAAAAGGAAAUCAGAAUGGUAUCCCCCACGGUUGUGUAUUUUCUUCAACCUCUACUUCCGGGAAGCAGUGAAGUGACCCUUUUCUCUUGAUGAACUGAUUCUGCUCUGCGUACCAAUCUCCAAAGUAAUGAUAUCUGCGGUAGGGCAUCAAAACCAUCUACUCCCUUCACUAUUCCCACUCGUCUAUCACAGCUCCCCCCCUUUCUGAUCGGUCAAUUCUAUGCAUACUUGAAUGCCCUCAAGUAAUGAAAGCUUGAAGAUGCAGUAGGUUUGUGAGUGAUUGAAGAGCUGAAAGAUAUGGACAGGGCAAGACUGGAUUUAAGUUUUCAUCAUUCAGUAUCCACACAAUCAGAGGAAUCUGCCUUGGACUUGGAAAGGAACUAUUGCAGUGAUCUCAAUCUGCCUUCAUCAAGUCCAUCACCUACUCAAUGCUUUGCUCCGGGUGCUCAGCUGUCUGAAACCAACGCUGCUUACUUUUCAUGGCCCACUUCCAGCCGUUUGAAUGAUGCUGCUGAAGAUAGAGCAAACUAUUUUGGAAACCUUCAGAAAGGAGUGCUUCCUGAAAUUCUGGGCCGGCUGCCCACCGGGCAGCGAGCUACUACUUUGCUUGAGCUAAUGACCAUCAGGGCAUUUCAUAGCAAGAUAUUGCGACGGUUUAGCCUUGGAACUGCUAUAGGAUUUCGAAUCCAGAAGGGUAUGUUGACAGAUAUCCCUGCUAUUCUAGUCUUUGUUGCACGCAAAGUUCACAGGCAGUGGCUCAAUGAUGUUCAAUGUCUACCUGCUGCACUUGAGGGACCUGGAGGUAUAUGGUGUGAUGUUGAUGUUGUGGAGUUCUCCUAUUAUGGUGCUCCGGCAGCUACACCUAAAGAAGAAAUAUAUACAGAGCUUGUUGAUGGUCUGAGGGGAAGUGAUCCAACAAUUGGUUCUGGUUCCCAGGUUGCUAGCCAAGAAACUUACGGGACAUUGGGUGCAAUUGUCAAAAGCCGAACAGGAACCCGGCAAGUUGGUUUCCUUACAAACCGGCAUGUUGCAGUUGAUUUAGACUACCCUAGUCAGAAAAUGUUUCAUCCUUUGCCUCCCAGCCUUGGACCUGGUGUAUAUCUGGGUGCUGUGGAGAGAGCAACAUCAUUUAUCACAGAUGAUGUCUGGUAUGGCAUCUUUGCUGGAACAAAUCCAGAAACAUUUGUGCGAGCUGAUGGAGCGUUUAUUCCCUUUGCUGAAGAUUUCAACAUGAAUAAUGUCAUUACAUUUGUAAAAGGCGUUGGUGAGGUUGGUGAUGUCAACAAAAUAGACCUACAAUCCCCAAUCAACAGUCUUAUUGGACGAAAGGUGAUCAAGGUUGGAAGAAGUUCUGGGUUGACCAGAGGGACUAUAAUGGCGUAUGCCCUCGAGUAUAAUGAUGUAAAAGGGAUUUGUUUCUUCACCGACUUUCUUGUUGUUGGAGACGACCAACAGACGUUUGACCUUGAAGGAGACAGUGGAAGCCUUAUUCUCUUAACUGGUCAGGAUGAGGAAAAGCCACGUCCAGUUGGGAUUAUCUGGGGAGGAACAGCGAAUCGAGGUCGACUGAAACUAAAAGUUGGUCAGCCUCCAGAGAAUUGGACCAGUGGAGUUGAUCUUGGACGCCUUCUUGAUCUCCUUGAGCUUGAUCUUAUUACUACACAUGAUGGUUUACAAGCUGCAGUGCAAGAACAAAGGAACAAUUCAGUUGGAGGGAUUGAUUCUACUGCUGCCAAGUCCUAUCUCGAUCGGAUCCCAUUGAAAUAUAAACUUAAAGAGAACUCAGAGCCACUUGGUUUAAGUGUCCAGCAAAUUUCCCCUGAAGGUGAAUCCUCUCAGGGGCUGAUCUCACCCUUUAAGCAUGCUGCACUUCACACAGAAAAUGGGUUUGAGAUGGGUCCGAGCAUCGAGCUCCAAUUUUUACAAAGAUUAACCAGCAGCUUUCCGCUGCAUCAGAAGAAGGAAGGAAGCCAAGAGUUGAAAAAUGUGUCCGCCCUGAGGAAUGGCUAUGAUAGUGAGGUAUCAGUGAUGCUGCAGUUGGGUGAACCAGAAGCAAAGAGAAGGAAG